CUCUCUCAUUUCUAGUCUCUUUAUAAAGCCUCUUUUCUUUCUUUUAUUACUAGCUAGCUAUUUGUCUUCUUUCUCCAUUUCUCAUUCUUCUUGUUCUCAAGAAGUUGUGAAUUUGGAGGAAGAAGGAAAAAAUAUUAUUAAUGGCAAGUCAUGACUUGUUGCCUUUCUUGACAAUGGUGAUUGUGCAGUUAGGUUAUGCGGGCAUGAAUAUUAUUUCAAAACUUGCCAUGGAUUCAGGGAUGAACCCUUUUGUUCAUGUGGCUUACAGGCAAAUAUUUGCCACCAUUUCUAUUGCACCCUUCGCUUAUUUCUUGGAAAGGAAAACAAGGCCAAAGUUGACUCCCUCUAUCUUUUUCCAGAUCUUCUUGUGCUCUAUUUUUGGGGUAAGUAUGAACCAGAUCACAUACUUCGUUGGCCUCAAGAAUACCACUCCAACUAUUGCUUGUGCUUUGUCAAAUCUAACCCCAGCAGUCACUUUCCUUCUAGCUAUCCCUUUUGGACUUGAAAGAGUGGGACUUGGGACAAAAGCAGGGCAAGCAAAGAUGCUAGGAACCAUAUUAUGUGUAGGAGGUGCUAUGUUAUUGUCAUUUUACCACGGAUCUGUAGUUCCAAUUGAUCAACCAAACAUCCACUGGAAAUAUGCACAAGACAUGACAGAAAACAAAAGCAGUACCAACCAUGGAAAUUUCAUGUUAGGACCUUUUCUCCUCAUAGUUAGUGCUAUUUCUUGGGGAGUUUGGUCCAUCCUUCAGGCAAGAGUAAGCAUGGAUUAUGCAGCUCCCUAUUCUAGUUCAGCAUUGAUGUGUCUAAUGGCCAGUUUUCAGUGUUUGAUCAUUGGCUUUUGCUUUGAUCAUAAUCUAUCUGAUUGGUCCUUGAGCCAUAGCAUCAGAGCUGUCUCUGCUAUUUAUGCGGGAGUGGUGUGUACUGCAUUAGCAUACUGUCUAAUGUCAUGGUGUAUAGAAAGAAAGGGUCCUUUGUAUGUUUCUGUAUUCAAUCCCUUAUUGCUAGUGAUUGUGGCCAUUCUCAGCUGGGCUUUGCUUCAAGAGAAAAUCUACAUCGGAACGGUCGUAGGGUCAGUUUUGAUAGUUUUGGGACUGUAUGGAGUACUUUGGGGGAAAAAUAACGAGAUGAAGCCAAUUAAGUUUGACGAAGAAAUUGGUGGAGAGAUAAAUGGUGAUAAAGAGAAGGAGAAAAAGGACAUGACAAUGCAGUUAUAUGAAGGGAAUAGUAUCGUUGUUCAUGCUACUAAAUGAUGGAAAGAAAAAAAACAGAAGCAAGGCAAAAUGCAUGGCCUCGUAAAUUUUCCUUAUCAAGUAGUUGCAGAAGGAUAGUAUUUAGCUGACCAAGCAUAAAAACUUUUCUGUACCAUUACAUCUAUCAGUACCAUUGCUUUCUCAUUGCAAAAUUAGAUAGAUAA
Nicotiana attenuata is the source of this 1417-nucleotide messenger RNA. RefSeq names its product WAT1-related protein At1g09380. The record is from RefSeq and is a predicted model, not a curated record. Lineage: Eukaryota; Viridiplantae; Streptophyta; Magnoliopsida; Solanales; Solanaceae. The transcript has 7 exons. Gene Ontology annotation, molecular function: transmembrane transporter activity. Gene Ontology annotation, cellular component: plasma membrane. The coding region runs from base 141 to 1253 and encodes 370 amino acids.